AUGGUUUGGGAAGGAGGAGUGAUCAGAUACAGACGUAAACUGAUUGGAGCCACCGAUCCUCAAAAAUCUGAGCCUGGAACAAUCCGAGGAUAUCUUGCGGUUGUUGUUGGGAGGAACAUAAUCCAUGGAAAUGAUGGACCAGAGACCGCAAAAGAUGAGAUCAAUCUGUGGUUUAAGCCUCAAGAGCUUGUUUCUUACACCAAUAACGCUGUGAAGUGGAUCUAUGGUGACAACUAA
This is a messenger RNA of Thlaspi arvense, 237 nucleotides long. The record is from the annotation of a GenBank genome assembly. NCBI's taxonomy places the organism in Eukaryota, Viridiplantae, Streptophyta, Magnoliopsida, Brassicales, Brassicaceae.